AUGUAUAGAAGAACUCUGAAUAAUAAAUCUUCGAUUCCAAAUACACAUUACUCAUUGCAACAAGAUAAUCUAAUACAUAAUUUCAAUCAAUUGAAUUUUAAUGAUCCUCUUCGUCAAGAUGAGAAUGUGUAUGAUGAUGAUGUUUAUCUAGGCACAAGAUAUAAUAACAACAACUAUAACAAUAUUGAUAAUAGAAACUUAUUUUACCCAAAUAAUAAUACAUCGAAUGUUAAUAAUGUUGGUUUUGAAAACAUUAAUUACAUUCACUAUAUGUAUCCUUAUGGAAACUUAAAUAAUCACAAUGUAACAGAAACUAUUAAUACCCCGGCUUAUAAUCUUUAUCAAAUAGAUUCACAUAAUAAUAAUAACAUUCAUGAUUUAAAUGUAAAAUAUUAUUCAAACCAUAAUAAAAACUAUUAUGACCAAAAUCAAAAAUAUAAUAAAAAAAAGUCCAGAAAUGAAGGAAACCAAAAUAAUAGAUUUAUUAACAACAACAACAAUAAUAAUUUGAAAAGAUGGGAUUCUCAUAGCACAUCUGAUCUUCCCUUUACUACCAAGUAUUUAACUUCCAGUGAAAGAUAUUUCCACGAUCCAAUUGAUAUUCAAUUGAUGAAAGAACAAAAUAAUAAUAAACCAUUUAUAUCUGUUCAAUUAAAUACCACAUAUAAUAACAGUAACAAAUAUAAUAAUCAUAACCAUAAUCAUAAUCAUAACUAUAGCAGUAAUUUUAAGUAUAAGAAAAAUAGUAAUCAAAAAGAUAAUACACAAAAGAAUGCUCUCUUAUAUUCCAAAGAACAAUUACUCAUUCAAGCAAAAAAUAGAAAUCAGGAGAAAUUGAAUCAAUUGUAUAAUUUAAUAUCAAAAUCAUACAACAAUAAACGAAAAGAUAGCCAACCAUUGUUUUAUAUGGCAGGCUUGGAAAGUUUACCUAUAUAUUCAUUUGAUGAAUUGAUCACAUAUAAAGAGGUCGAUACUAUGCUAGAGAAUGUUGAUGAGGAAAAGAUACAAUUAUCUGUUGAUAAGCAUCAGAAUACUGGUAUUCAAACUGGUUUGGAACAGUAUUUCAAAAGAUUUAUAAAAUGUAAUAUUCAACCAGUGGAUGACGUUGUUCGUGUAUUAGAUUCUACAGCUGCUCUUACUAUUACUCAAAAUGUGUUUGCUUCCAUUAAUAAUACUACUUCUAAUAAUGAUCAUGACACUGAGGCAGAUGUUAAUAAUGGUAAUAGCACUCAAAUUAAUGAUGAUGAAGACGAAGGCGGUAGCAACAAUGAAAGUGAAAAUGGAAAUAAAAUUAAAAUUAAAAACAAAAAUAAUGAAAGUAAUAAUUACAAUCCUAACACCAAAAAAUCUGUUAGAAAUUUGGUUCAAACAAAAACAUCUAUUUUACCUUUUAAUAAACAAUUUCAACAAUAUUCAAAUGAUAGUUUCGAAUUAAGUUUUGAUGGGAAAGCUAUGGAUAGAAGUGAUAUAUUUAGAAUGGUUGAUUCAUUUAGUAUCGUUUUUGAUAAUGAUAGAGAUUCCAAUACAAGCAAUCCUAAUAUAAAUAAUCCAAAUGGUAGUAAUUCUAAUACUCAGCCAUUUAAUUUGUCCGAAAAUAUAUUACCAGAAGAAAUGACAAAUAAUUUAGUCUAUUAA
Molecule: messenger RNA, 1635 nt
Organism: Arxiozyma heterogenica
Lineage: Eukaryota; Fungi; Ascomycota; Saccharomycetes; Saccharomycetales; Saccharomycetaceae
Exons: 1
Coding region: 1-1635 (544 amino acids)
Source: RefSeq, a predicted model, not a curated record